AUGACGCAAGUACCUUCACUCCGAUUUCUUUCAACAGUUUCUGUGUUUGUUUUGAAGAAGGAGGAGGAGGAGGAGACUCGUGUUGUUGGAGAUUAUUCAUCACCUUCGCUGAACAGAAUCACUUCUCCUUCAUCACCUAAUGUUGUACCACAUGGAGGAAAUUCAUUGUUGUGGACUCAUGAGAUCGGAACGAACUCUACAGAUGGACGAAAUGGCAACAAAAAAACAGGAGCUAUGAAUGUUACAACUCACAGAAAGAAUGCAAACACUUUUAAAGAGUAUGCAAUGAUGAGAGGGCAAAAUAGAGAUAACUUCAAUUCAAAAAAGUAUAACCCACCAAAGACAGACCUAAUUUUUACAUAUCCCAAAGAUUUGACAACCGAUAAGACUGUCACAAUUAAUUCGAUGCCUUUAUUUUGUUUUUAUUCUCAUCAUCAUGAACGAAGUAUGUCUGAAUAUGUAUCAAACAAUUCAAAAAUUAGACUUGGAUCUAUGGGGACGAGUUGUAACAACAACGUACAGCUCUUUCCGUUCGUAAUGACAGACUAUUUCAAAAACGAAUGUUAUUGCUUUUGUGUAUUGUUUGACAAUACAACACAUAAUGAAAAGGUUGCAAUUGUGUUUGAAACACCAAUUCCUAUUUAUGAAAUGAUGAAUGACAUUAUUCUGGAAAUGUAUAGUUUUGGACUCUUCCAGGUGUUUUUAGAUGCCCAUUUCCGAGAUCAUGAAAUGAGAAAUAUUGGAGACUCUUCUAAUUUAUUCAUGAAUAGUUUUAAUAAUGAUAAUAAUUAUCAACAUUUAUUAGAAAAGAAAAAUUUACUAUUGAAUAGACUCGAAAUGAUGAUUCAUCACAUUCCCAUUCCGCCACCUUCCAAAAAUAUCUAUACUAGCUUUACAUUACUUCAAAAGAAUUAUGUUUUGAAAUAUCCAGAUGUUGAAGAGUUGCCGUUUUGUAAUAUCCCAAUUUCUGAAACAAUUUUCAAAACAUUAUCCAACGACAUGAUUGUAGACCUUGUGAAUUUAAUUUUAUUAGAAAAGAAAAUUAUUCUCGUCAGUGAAAGUAUCAGUCUCUUAACUUAUUGUUGUGAAUCUUUGCGGACAUUGUUGUAUCCUUUUCAAUUUCCAUUAAUGUUUGCUUUCAUUCCUCAUUUGCCUGUGCAGCUGCUUGAAACCAUUCUCUCACCUGUGCCUUACAUUGCUGGAGUUCAUAGCUCUCUCAAGCAUGAAUUAUUUAUGGUGAUUGAUCAGCAGAAUCGAAUGUUAGAGCAAUCCUCUCAUACCACUUCGAGGAUAAAAUCUCCCUCGUCAGCAUCUGAACGUGCCCUUUCACCCUCUGAAAAUGACACAAGUUUAGUGGUCUUAGAUAUUGACGCAUCAACCUUUAUUUAUGGAAAAGCUCCAGAGAGGGAACAACGAUUUCCCGAACGAUACAGACUGCAAUUAAUUGAGAAAUUAGAACCCGUUCUCAGAUCCGCAUCGAAGAGUCUUGAUUUUUUAUCAGGACCUAUUUCUAAACGUGAAGAACGAAUUUCCACAGAUAUCAGAAUUCGAGAAUUGUUCACAUGGUUUUAUUGCAAAAUGUUAAUACCUCUUAAUAUUCACAUUUUGACAAGAAAAUGGAAAAAGAAUAAUAAUAACAAACGAAAUGGCACAGAAUAUAUUGAUAACAUAAAAAGAUAUGUGCUGGAAGAAGCUGAAGAAAUUGAUUCAAAUCAGAGAGCAUUCUUUUCACAUUUAUUUUCCAACCAGAUAUUUUCAGAGCUACUGAACCAUGGUAUUGAAGAGCAAUACUUUUAUCAAGAGAUGUGUUUUUCCAUCUUUGUGAAUUCUGAAGUUGAAAAUUUAAUGAAAAAUAGAAAUCAUGUCAUUCCAUUGGAAAUUGAUACUACUGUGAAAACUGAACAUUUAGAUGAAUUUGUGUUGCGCGAAUCAUUUGACACUGCCUUUAACAUGAACAGUGUCCAGGAAUGGUUUUCGAAAGGUCAACCCAAUGAUGUCUUGCUUUAUUGGAUCAACAACAAAUUGGAAGCUAUCAAAAAGAAAGCUCAAUCCUCCACUCAGCAUCUCUUGAGUACUAAUUAUAAUCUAUCACGAUUAAUGUUAAUGAGAUCUUUUGUGAAUGAGAGAGCAACAAGAUUCGAACAAGCCCUGGAAGAUGCACUCACUGCCAUGUCCACAGCAACCGAUGAAAGACUAGUUCGAAGAGAAUGGUUCGAAUCCUUAUUACUUCGCAUUCCCAAACAAUCUCUCAUGAAAUUUGUGGCCAAAAUGAAGACAAAAUACAAUCCAAACACAGAAGAUCUUUUUAAAUUGGGCUUUCUUGAGAAGAUUGUUCUCGACAUGCAUCAAGGUCAUGUUCAAGAUGUGAAAGCUCUAUUUCAACAGGCAGAGCUUAUUGAACCAGGUUCAAGUUUUGAGUUGAGACCUCGGAGAAAAUCUGUUCCAAAUUCUUCACUUUCUCCUGUCGACUCGGCAGAAUCUGAACCUCACACAGCAGAGUCAUUGGAUGACAAACAAUUAGUCAUAUUCGACAACAACACUGAUAAUCAUUCACAAGAUAUGCCAAGAGCCAAUUCCUUCCCAAGUGGAAAUCCUACUCAAUUGCCUUCAACGGAUGAUGAGGUAGAGAGUCACUUUGAUUCUCCACCAACCUUGUCACCUCGUUCUCCAACUCAAGAAGAAGAAAUUGAUGAUACAGAAUCGUUGGAGGCACUUCAAACACCUCUUACUUCAAAGAAAAGAUCCUUUUCGAGCACUUCCAUACACGAAUACAACAAUAAUACAUCUUCUUCAGCCCCUCAAACAAGUGUACCACCAACAACGAAAGCGACAAAAUCAAGCUCAGGAACUAUUCUCUUGUCAUUACCUUUUAUUAACUUUUCAAGUAUUGAACAUCAAUUAAUUCCAAAGAAUAUUGACACACUUUCACAAUUGUCAGCCAUGAAUUCAACAUCACGAAGAAAGAGCACCUUGUUUACGAAGAAAAAAAAUUCUGAACUAGAUGCAUUAUCCAGAAUGGUGAAUAUUUCGAAAGAAAUGUUCUCAAUGGUUGCAUUUGAAUGUGGAAUGUUCUUUUCAAAACAAGAUGGAGAUCGAAUUUAUGAUCAGCUUGUAUUAAUUCAGAAAGAUUCACUACAUGUUGUUGACGAUACAUCGUCAACACUGAAACCAGAGACUCUGAAGAAAUUCUUGAAUUGGUUCAAAAUUGUCAAUCAGUUCAAUCAAUAUUCAACACUGAGAUUUAGAAAAAUUGAAAGCCCUCAAACAGUGGCAGUGUCUUCCUACGAGCAACAACAGCACAAUAAUGAAUCCAUUGUGAUUUUGACUCAAAGUACACUUUGUGAAGCAACAUUUUCAUAUUCCACACUGCUGGAGGGAAAGGAACAUUCCCAAGAGUUACCAACACAUACGAAUAUGAUUCACCAAAAUGGAAGAAUUUGUUUUUGUAAUGAUGGUUCCAUCUAUUUUGGAAUUUCCAAGUUAGAAUUGGUGGUGUCAGACAUGUCACAAAUAAUCAAAAUUGAUCACUAUCCUCCUCAAUCCAUUCUGAAACAACAACCUGAUUUAUUGAACUUGAAGAUUGAAGGAUCUGUCAGAAUUGUGGUACGAGUGGAUUCGAAUACCACUCGACAUGUAGAAUUUAAAUUUCCAAACACCAUUCAGAGUUUGGUGUGGUAUGGACAUUUCUUGAGUUUGAUGAAUUUCAGCACAUCCAUUACCAUGAGCAUGAUUAUGAGCAAGAAAUCACACACAAAUUAUGUGCCGACAAAUCCAACCACUGUCUCAAUAUUCAGAAAUAUUACGAUUGAUCAUGUUUUAUAUCUCAUGAAACAAGGAUCAACCAACUAG
This is a messenger RNA of Naegleria fowleri, 3849 nucleotides long. RefSeq lists its product as uncharacterized. The transcript is spliced from 2 exons. Lineage: Eukaryota; Heterolobosea; Eutetramitea; Acrasida; Naegleriidae. Gene Ontology annotation, cellular component: cytoplasmic vesicle. The record is from RefSeq and is a predicted model, not a curated record. Gene Ontology annotation, biological process: regulation of Rab protein signal transduction. Bases 1 to 3849 code for a protein of 1282 amino acids.